Messenger RNA from Sugiyamaella lignohabitans, 1476 nucleotides. It is a transcript of the gene STL1, whose product is annotated as glucose-inactivated glycerol proton symporter STL1. The coding region runs from base 1 to 1476 and encodes 491 amino acids. NCBI's taxonomy places the organism in Eukaryota, Fungi, Ascomycota, Dipodascomycetes, Dipodascales, Trichomonascaceae. The transcript has a single exon. Gene Ontology annotation, cellular component: membrane. Gene Ontology annotation, molecular function: carbohydrate:proton symporter activity. Gene Ontology annotation, biological process: carbohydrate transport; transmembrane transport. The record is from RefSeq and is a predicted model, not a curated record.
AUGUUUGCGAUUCCCUGGUUCGACAGCAACCCGGAAGGGUUCUUCAAACUGAAGGGCUCAAGACUGAUAUGGGCUACUGCUAUUCUUAGUAGCCUGGGGUUCUCGAUGAUCGGUUAUGGAAACGCGCUCAUGGGAGGCAUUAUUAAUGAGGAACCGUUUAAGCAAAGAUUCGACUACCCCAGUUCAAGCGAGAUAGGAUUUAUUACUGCGAUAUAUGGAGUUGGCGCUUUUGUUGGCUCUAUUUUGACAUCGCUAGUGGGUGAUAGUUUUGGGCGUCGCAAAAGUAUUGCCAUAGGAGCAAUUGUUAUGAUACUUGGCAGUUUGGUUCAGAGUUCUGCGAUAACACUUCGUUCUCUUUCGGUGGGUCGGUUUGUGUCAGGGACGGGCCUGGGUUUCCUGAAUUCUACAAUACCGGUUUUACAGAACGAAGUGAGUCCUCAUGGAGAGAGAGGAAUGUAUGUGGCUGUUUACUGCACAACACUCAAUGUUGGAAUAUUAGUUGCGUACUGGGUGAACUUCAGCUUGCGUAAUCUGGGAUCCGAUAAAUCAUGGAGACUUCCAAUUUUGCUUCAAAUAUUUAUAUUAGCACCUAUACUGGCUCUUACAGUGCUAACUUGUGAGUCUCCUAGAUGGUUAUUACUCAAGGAUCGAGACUCCAACGCUCUACAAGUACUGGCUAAUCUCGAAAACUCUGAACCCGACGACCCGUUAGUCGAAGAUAAGUUUCAUUCGCUCAAAGAAUCUGUUGUAUGGGAUACUGUCGAUGCCGAACAGUCAUCUUUUUGGCAAGAUUUUUAUAAUCCAAACGAUAUAAUUGCUACGAAAAGGCUAUGGAUUUCUUUAAGCGUGCAGAUAUUUCAGCAGUUAGGAGGAAUCAAUGUCCUCAUUUACUACUGCCCUAUUUUAUUUGAAGAUUCAAUCAAGCUGUCAUCCCAGACGUCGUCUCAAUUAUCUGUUUUGCUUCAAAUCUGGCUAGUAGUUACUUCAAUGGUACCGUGGAGUCUGCUAGAUAGGGUCGGCAGACGACCUCUUAUAUUAGGAGGUAUAUCUGGUCAGGGGGCGUCAAUGCUAAUGCAGGCCAUUUUCAUAUACCAAUUGAAUAUUCAUGGCAACAGUAAUGACAGCGAGAAGUCAUCUUUAUCUAUAUGGGCAAUAUUAUCAAUCGUAACACUGUUUACGUUUGAAGCAAGUUUUGCUAUUGGUAUGCAAGCUAGUGUUUGGGUAUACUGUUCGGAAAUUCUCCCUCUACGACUAAGGGGUCGAGGUACUUCAUUAGCUACAAGCGCUAAUUGGGCUACAAAUUCGGUAUUGGUUCAUCUUGCUCCGGUUGUGCUUGAGAAGCUAAAUUAUGCCAGCUUUCUCAUUCUCGCAGCAUUGAACUUCACAUUUCUGCCUGUUGCCUAUCUAGCUUUCUGUGAGACCAAGGGUCUGUCACUAGAACAAGUAGACCAAUUGUUUCUAGAGCACCAAGACUAG